Naegleria gruberi is the source of this 324-nucleotide messenger RNA. RefSeq lists its product as uncharacterized. The record is from RefSeq and is a predicted model, not a curated record. Lineage: Eukaryota; Heterolobosea; Eutetramitea; Acrasida; Naegleriidae. Bases 1 to 324 code for a protein of 107 amino acids. The transcript has a single exon.
AUGAAUAAGAUUACUCUCUGUAUUCUCUUUGCUUUGGUUGUCUUGGUUGCUCUCGUUAGUGCCCAACAACAAGAAGAACAAUCCCCAGCUCAACUUUUGAGAAGUAUUGCUCGUAGAUUGUACCCAAAUUCUUCUGAUCGUCAAAUUGCCAAGAAAUUGUUCCCAGGUAUUAGAAAGUUGAAGAAACCAAGCACUGAUAAGUUGCUUAGUUUGAUUUCUGCUUUGAGUGAUUCCCAAUCUUUCGAUUGUGCUAGAUAUUGUGCUGGAAGUACUGGAGACUACAAGGUUUCUUGCUACCAACAUUGUCAACGUUAUAAUUUGUAA